This is a messenger RNA of Hylaeus anthracinus, 1710 nucleotides long. It is a transcript of the gene Rad17, whose product is annotated as cell cycle checkpoint protein RAD17. The record is from RefSeq and is a predicted model, not a curated record. NCBI's taxonomy places the organism in Eukaryota, Metazoa, Arthropoda, Insecta, Hymenoptera, Colletidae. The transcript is spliced from 9 exons. Gene Ontology annotation, biological process: DNA repair; DNA damage checkpoint signaling; mitotic DNA replication checkpoint signaling. Gene Ontology annotation, molecular function: chromatin binding. Bases 124 to 1506 code for a protein of 460 amino acids.
GAACUCAGCAGUGACAUGUCUAUAUACCCCCUUAACCAAAUGUCAGCUGAUUUUCGACAACAAAAAAUACUUUUCAAGUGAUAUAUUUUAUUAUGAAUUAAAGUUUCAUAUUAGCAUCGUGACAUGGAUCAUUCGAAGAAAAAUAGUAGUUGGCUGAUGCCAUCGUUUGACUCUACACCUAUGAAGAAAUCAUCAGCAAUGAAACGUACUACAUCGCAAGUAUUAGGAAGUAGUAUUAUUUCCAAUAUUUCAAGUACCUAUGUCAUACCUCUUAAGAGAAGAAACACUAGCAGUUUGUCUGCUUUACUGGAAGCUUGCGAACCACGGAAGCCUUCUGAAUUAGUAGUCAGUAGACAGAAACAACAAGAUAUUUUAGCUUGGCUGCAACAUAAAGUUAGGAAGGGUCAACCUUGUGCAUUAAUUUUGUAUGGUCCAUCUGGCUGUGGGAAAACUGCAGCUUUAAGAGUACUUGCCAAGGAAAAUGGUUUUAAUGUUACAGAAUGGAUUACUCCUGUUGACCAAGCCAUGGAUGAAAACAAUAGGGUAAUGAGACAAGGAGAUAGAUUUGAGGAUUUUUUAAUUAGGGUUACUCGAUAUAGCUCAGUUCUAAGUAAUAGCUCCAGUCGUCUUCUUUUGGUAAAGGAUUUCCCAAAUGUUUACUUUCAAGAUACAGAUAGCUUUUUCUCGGUUUUGGAAAAAUAUUUUGAAAUGGGAAAAGAACCUAUAGUUUUUAUAUGCUCAGAAACUGGAAAUUCAAAAUUGUUGCAAAUGUUAUUUCCUCCUAAUGUAAAAGAAAAGUUUGGUAUAGACUCAAUUAACAUAAAUCCUGUCACGCAAACUGCAAUGAAGAAUGCAUUAAAACGAAUAGGCGAUAUUUUAAAUUUAACUGCUGGGCAGAUGAUACAUGUUUCUCAGCCUAAAAUUGAUGAAAUAUUAUCUAAUAAUAUAGGAGAUAUUAGAAAUGCUGUGUUAAAUCUUAUUUUCAUUUCGUUAAAAGUACCUGAACAACUUGAAAACGUAUGUAGUUCUCGAGUAGAGAGUUUGGGUCUUCUGCAUGGUGUUGGUCGAGUAAUAAAUCCCAAAAGAACUCAAAAUGGAAAUUCAUGGAAAUUUGUUCACGAUCCUGACGAAAUUGCAGCUUUCUUUCAAUCGCAGGCGACAGUAUAUCUAAAAUUUAUUCAGGAAAAUUAUUUAAAUACUAUAAGAGGAAUAGAGGAAGCGAACGCCUGUGCAAACAUCUUAAGUUUAGGAGACGUUUUAAAUUCUGAAUGGCGUGAUAUCAAUUUAACUAAAGUUACUUUGUCAUUCUGCACUCGAGGUCUAAUGGUGAUGAAUGAAAAACCAGUGUCUGGAUGGAAUCCUGUAAGGAAACCACAAAAUGACAAAAUUGACAUGCAAAGGUGUUUGGAAAGCGCAGAGAUUCGAUGGUACGAGUCUAUAAUUAAAUCAAACUCCAAACGUACAGAGGAAUUGCCUGAUUUUGAUACCGAAUCAAUUAUCGAGUGAAAUUCAUGGAAACACGUUAUGAAGGAAGGAAGUGAAUUAUGUAUUUAUUUAAAAUUUAUUUUUUACUAGUAUUACGUAGAUAUCAAAUAUAAUAUCAGUAGAAAACGAACGGCGCGAAGAAUAUAGAUACGAAUCAUUUUUCGAAUAUCUUUGAUUAUUUAACAGUUCUUGAACAGUUUGUAUAUAUUGUUAAAUAAUGGUUUU